Messenger RNA from Cordyceps fumosorosea ARSEF 2679, 1542 nucleotides. RefSeq lists its product as hypothetical. The transcript has 3 exons. NCBI's taxonomy places the organism in Eukaryota, Fungi, Ascomycota, Sordariomycetes, Hypocreales, Cordycipitaceae. The record is from RefSeq and is a predicted model, not a curated record. The coding region runs from base 1 to 1542 and encodes 513 amino acids.
AUGGAUCACAAUUCACGCUUCGCCAUGUCCCUGGCGUGGCUCGAGGCCCGCUGGGCACUUCCCUUUCCCGAAAACGAAAGCGCGUACAAGUUCAGGCCAGCCGACGUGGAGCGGCGCAUGGUGGCGCUGGAGAGUAGAGCCGGCGGCAUCACGCUGCCGCCGCCGUCCGAGACGUGCUCGCACAACGGGCUGGCCUGGCGGAUCAUGCGCGUGCAGAACACCCGCAAACUCCUGUCAAGCAAGCUUUCCACAGGAGAUUUGCGCGAGUGUUCGCGCAUCGUUGACGAGAACGCCGUCACCGCGCUCAGCAUACGCUACGCCGCCGAGAACAUCCUCCUCACCGCGUUGCCGUCGGCGCCGCGGCUGCGCUGCCCGAAUCCCGACUGCGACAACGGGGCACAGUGCCGCGAUUGCUGGAUCGUCGCGAUGCAGCUGCUGGGGUACGCUGCCGGCCACCACUCCUUCAUGUUACCCGAGGAUGAGCUCACCCACAGCUUAACGUGGGCGUAUGCGCGGCUUCUCACUGACUUGAUCGAGACGCGGCUUCUCGCGGCCUGGGUCGAGAAGGCGCGGGGAGGCGCGAAUGAGCCGGAGGAGUGCGACGAGUCUGUGUCGCAGCGGGAGCCGCCACUGCCGCCGCAAAACAGGGAUAAAUCCAAGUAUUGCCGUGCAGAGCGCCGCAGGGCCGCCGAACGACGCCGGAGGGCCGGGAGGCGGCAACCAUGCCGAGUAAUGAUGAUCGAAACGCGAGACAGGCAAGGCCUUCUGAUCCAAGGCACUCCCAGGAGCCUCACGAAGCCCAAGGCGCUCACGUUCCCUACGACGGUCCAACAGACCCUCGAAAUGGUCAUGGAGGAUGUCUUGACCCCCAUCCACGGUACAAUUCGCGACCUGCGGCCGUCUCAGCCUAUCGAGGACCUCCGCCCAACCAGCAUCCUUAUCCUCAUCCAGCAGCCAUGUCCGACCAAGUCAGCGCGAGCGAGGCUGCUUCCAGGCAGAGACGGCCCUCGGGACACGCGUCACAUCACCGCAAUUCUUCGGGAGGUGCUCACUCUUCCGCUGGGCGUCGACCAGCAAGGAGCUGCUCGCCAUCGAGGCAACUCCCAGACGACCGCUGCCAACCAAAACAGAGCUCCGAGCAGCCUAGAGGCAGCUGCGGCCAACCACCGCGCGAACCCACCAGCGCCAGCGGUGGUGGGCAUUCCCUCCAACGCCGGAUCCGCGUUCAUCUCCGCCGCCUCCCAGGCAGAGGAGUCCAGCUCUAGCUCCAGCUCUAGCUCCAGCCCCGACAAGGACGUUUGUCGUCAAAAGCGCCUUCAAAAGCGCGCUGCCGGAAAAGCUCUCGCCCGACCCGCCGCCGACGCUGGACCCAGUGGCCACGUACAAGUCGGGGGCUCUGGCUCCGCUGGCCAUUCCGCCAACGAUCCGGCGGUCGGGGGUCCUGGGGGUCCCGCGGUGCCGGGAAGGGGCCGCACAGCACCGGCCAGAGGGAGGGAGCCCCCGAACGCCACAACUCAUCCACGAGCAGGAACGCGUCUGUAG